CUACCGUUAUGAAGGGCCAAGAGUAAAUGACGAUCUUGCAAAAUCUGAGGCUAAGGUGUUUGUGAAUGCACUAAAAGAUAUUAAGAAGAAUCUCAUUGAGAAUGAAGAAAUCGUGUGGAUCCUUUCACACAGAAGCAAGCUCCAUCUUAAGGCCCUCUAUAGCCACUAUAAGGAAAUGACUGGCAAAUACCUGGACGAGGAUCUUGAUGGUUACUUGAUCUUGAAACAAGUAGUUCAAUGCCUAUGUUCACCUCAAACAUACUUCAGCAAGAUCUUGAUCGAGUCCUUAAGAUUGGAUGUGGAUGAAUCUGUUAAAGACUCAGUCACCCGAGUCAUCGUUACAAGAGCAGACGAUGAUAUGAAACAAAUCAAAGAAGAAUUCCACAGCAAAUAUGGAACUACCUUGCCUGCAAAGAUUGAAGAAGUUGCCAAUGGAAGUUACAAGAAUUUCUUGCUUACUAUAGUUGCAAAGUCUGAGUAAUUUGGGCCAGAUUUUGGCAUAUCCAGAUUCUCUAUAGUGCAUGGUUCCAUGUUCUCAAAUACUUGUUGAGUUGUUUCCCUUUUGCUAUAAUUUCUUUUGAAGUCCUUUGCUCAAUAUAUGUAUGAUUUCAAUGUUUCCAUGUAAAAUGGAUAAUUUCAACAUAAUAGUUGUCACUUGUCAGCUUCCUGAUUAUUCAACUUA
Nicotiana tabacum (common tobacco) is the source of this 682-nucleotide messenger RNA. The record is from RefSeq and is a predicted model, not a curated record. NCBI's taxonomy places the organism in Eukaryota, Viridiplantae, Streptophyta, Magnoliopsida, Solanales, Solanaceae.